AUGGCAAAGUGUCGCUUCACUGUGGUUUUGGUAAUAAUCAUGAUUGCAGCUUCCUCUUUGGGUUCCUCGCUGGGACGGCAGCAGCUCCCUUCAAGAACUAACCUAAGUAAAAUCUUAGAAUAUGAAUUAACUACUUCAAGGUACAGUUCUCAAGAGUCUGGGGAUGGAGACGGUAGACACGUAAGUGCUGAUGAUAGUAAUGUUUAUGGAGAAGGUAGGUCCUUAAGUGAUGGUGCCAAGUCUGUUGAUGAAGAUCUUUAUGUGAAUGGCAAUGGAAACAAAUCUGGAGAAGGCGGCACUGCUACUGUAGUUGAUGGAGAACCCAUUGGAGAAGGUGCCUACUCAGUAUCAGAUGGAGAAAGUGUCUACAUGAGUAAAGGCGAUGGAAAGUCUAAUGGAAAAGAUGGUAGAGACGAGUCUGAUAGAGAGGCUGUAGACGUAAGUGUCAGCGGCCACAGUUCCAUGGAAGGUGGUUACCUAAGAUUGAGCAACCUCAGUUCUGAUGGAGAAAGCGAUCAUGGUGUUAUCAUUCAUACCGGAAUUGAAGAAGGGGGCAACGCUAAUGAGGAGGAAAAUAUCAAAGAAAAUCGCCAGGUAUCUCACCGACAAGCGUUCAAGAGGCACUCAAAGGAGGCCAUUUUAAAUGCUCAAAGCUCAGGUGCUUCUACAGUAGAUUCAAUUGUGAAUAUGGUGCUUCGCCAAGUCAAUGGUUCACAAGAGUCGACAUUUUCGAAUGAGAGAGAUUAUUCCACAGAGUUCCUUGAUGAUGAUUCUUCCUAUGGCCUUGGCAAACUUCCAUUAUACAAUGUAACCGAAUUUGUUAAUGUAAUACUGAAGCCUGACAAUGUUAGCAGUGACGUUGAUACAGACGAGUUGCAGCCAACAACCCUGUUUUACGCAGCAACAUCAGCCCAGAGCACUGCCCCAGCACCCACCACUGUUGCCACCAUUGCAAAGAAACGGCCGGACCAGACUCGCAGGUCAUCCUCUUUAUCCGAGACCUGUGAAGCGGAGUGGGCGUCCAAGACCCCCUUGGAACACCACGCCGAAGAAGAUCGUGUCAUCGACGUGGCAGUCAUCGUGCCGUGCAACGCCUCCCACCAGUACUCGAGAGUGAAAGUGCUUCCGGUUGUCGAGCUGGCCGUGAGGCAUGUCAGAGAAACGGGACUUCGAGGUCCCUUGGCCAACUACACCAUUAAUGUCCGAUACAGAGACUCCAAGACGUCGUCUACUGAUGGACCAUUGGCUGCAGUCGACCUCUAUUUCAAUAAAGCUGCAGAUGUGUUUUUGGGUCCGGUAGAUGACUACGUUCUGGCUCCCGUUGCCAGGUUCUCUGGCAGGUGGAAUGUCCCUCUUCUCACUCCUGGAGGCCAACCUUCCGCCUUCGAUUCGAGGAAGGACUAUCCACUCCUGACAAGGCUCAAGGGAUUUUAUACUGAGGUGGGACAACUCUUUUCCUCAGUGGUCAAGCACUGGGGCUGGAAGGUCUUGGGCAUCAUAUACGAGGAGAACGACCAUGACAAGGGCCACUCCGUCUGCUACUUCACCCUCGCCUCCAUCUACAAGACCUUCGACAACAAACCCCACUUCGAGAAGUUCAGUCGGAGUACCACCCGCUUCGAUGACCUCCUCAUUCGCUUCCAAGACAAGGCCAGGAUCCUGGUCGUGUGCGCUUCCCCAGAGAACGUGAGGAGGCUGAUGCUGGCUGCCGCCGGCCUGAAUAUGGUCACCUCGGGGGAUUACGCCUUUUUCAACAUCGAAAUCUUUAGCGGAACAUCAGCGAACAACAAGCCGUGGUACAACGCUUCCGACACGAACGAAAUCAACGAAAUCGCCAAGAAGGCCUAUGAGGCCGUCCUCACCGUCACGGCCAGGACUCCAUCUGGCGACCAAUUCAAGAACUUCUCAACUCAUGUGAAGCAGAUCGCCGAGAAGGAAUUUGGCUACCGAUAUGACGAAGAGAGCGUCAAUCCCUACGUGGCGGGGUUCUUCGAGGGCGUGCUCGUGUAUGCUGCCGCCCUUAACUCGACGCUGAGAGACGGAGGAUCCAUGAAGAACGGGAAGGACAUCAUCAAACACUUGUGGAACAGGACGUUUGAUGCAAAUGUGGUUCCACCCUGGUUCACUGGGAGCAUCUCGAUCGACGCCGAGGAGAAGAAAGGCUGA
Macrobrachium nipponense is the source of this 2166-nucleotide messenger RNA. RefSeq lists its product as uncharacterized. The transcript is spliced from 8 exons. Gene Ontology annotation, cellular component: membrane. Gene Ontology annotation, biological process: signal transduction. The record is from RefSeq and is a predicted model, not a curated record. Lineage: Eukaryota; Metazoa; Arthropoda; Malacostraca; Decapoda; Palaemonidae. Bases 1 to 2166 code for a protein of 721 amino acids. Gene Ontology annotation, molecular function: signaling receptor activity; peptide hormone binding.